ACAGUUCAAGCCUAAGAGAGUGAAGAAACAAAAAUUCUUCUUCCUUGGCCCUCUUUUUUCAACCAGGAAAAAAGUUUAAUGGGGUUUUUCGACAAUUUAGCAGAGUGUGGUGGAAAAUAAACUAUAUAGUAAAAGGUCCCACUUUCCGUAGGAGAAAGUCUAGAUACAACAAACUUCACUCCACGCCCACCUACGCCAUGAUUCUCUCUCCAAGCAAAUCCUUUUGAUGGCGUUUUAGGGAGUGUGGGUUCCUGGGUAUAUACUGUUUUUAAUACACAUGACCAUGAUCGAACUCCUAAAACGGUGUUUUUUUUUUUAAUCACAAUCUCUUAUUAACCUGGAUUUGCGUAGAAUUUAAGUAUUCUUGCCCUCAUAAGCUUCUCUGACUUUUGGGUGUUUGGUAUCUUUUUAAUUGGGAAAACAGAGGGUCGGUGAGUGCAGGGUUGACGAAGCAGAAUAGGGGCUUGUGUUUUUUAAUUCUUGGUCGGUGAUUAUGUAUUCGUGGGAAUUGGGUGCUGUAUCUGAUCUGGGUUUCAUCAGAGUCUGAAGUUUCUGCGGAUUCUUCACUUGUUCAAGGACCAAUUUAGUGAACUGGUGCAGGCCAAGAUUUGAAGACCACAAGUAAUCGACAAUCUGAAUUAUGGGCUGGUUCACCAAGAUUUUUAAAGGUGCUAGCCAUAGUCACAGUUUUUCAGAAGGGCAUUAUCAUGGAAACUAUGACGAUGAUAGAUAUUGGGAAGAACAUCGUUUAUCAGCGGAUGAAUCGUCGGACUUUGACAGAGAAGAAAUUGAUCGUGCUAUUGCACUCUCUCUUGCAGAAGAAGACCAAAAAGGGAAGAAAGUGAUAGAUGAUGACUCUGAAUCAGAGGAAGAUGAACAUCAUGCUAGAGCUCAAGUGGAGGAAGACAAGGAAGACAAGGAAGACAAACAGCAUGCUGGAGCUCAUUUAGAGGAACACAAAGAGCAUGAUAUAGCUCAACUAGAGGAAGACGAACAACUUGCCAAGGCCAUUCAAGAAAGUUUGAUUGUGGAUUCUCCUCCUCGAAAUGAUAACAAAAAUUUAUUGCCUCCUUAUCCAUUCCUUUUUCCAUCUGGUUAUAGGAUCUGUGCUGGUUGCAAUGCAGAGAUUGGUCAUGGACGAUACUUGAGUUGCAUGGAUGCUGUUUGGCAUCCUGAAUGUUUUCGCUGCUAUGCCUGUAAUAUGCCAAUUAGUGAUUAUGAGUUCUCUGUGUCCGGAAAUCGCCCCUAUCAUAAGUCCUGCUAUAAGGAGCAAAACCAUCCAAAAUGUGAUGUUUGUGACAACUUCAUCCCAACGAACUCAGCUGGUCUUAUCGAGUAUAGGGCACAUCCUUUCUGGUUACAGAAAUAUUGCCCCUCACAUGAACGUGAUGGCACUCCUCGAUGUUGUAGUUGCGAAAGAAUGGAGCCAAGAAACAUGAGAUAUCUGUCACUUGAUGAUGGACGAAAGGUGUGUCUGGAGUGUCUAGACUCUGCAAUAUUGGAUACUCAUGAAUGCCAACCUCUUUAUAUGGAAAUACAAGAAUUUUAUGAGGGUUUGAAUAUGAAAGUGGAGCAGCAAAUACCUUUAUUGUUGGUUGAGAGACCAGCUUUGAAUGAGGCCAUGGAGGGAGAAAAGAAUGGUCAUCAUCACCUGCCUGAGACCAGAGGACUCUGUUUAUCCGAGGAACAGACUGUUACAACUGUUUUACGGCGGCCUAGGAUUGGUGCAGGCUUUCGGUUCAUAGAUAUGAUAACUGAGCCUCAUAGGCUAACCCGUCGAUGUGAGGUGACAGCGAUUCUUAUUCUUUAUGGCCUUCCCAGGUUAUUGACUGGAUCAAUCCUGGCUCAUGAAAUGAUGCAUGCAUGGCUUCGGCUAAAAGGUUAUCCGAAUAUGAGCCCAGAAGUUGAAGAAGGUAUAUGCCAGGUCUUGGGACAUAUGUGGUUGGAUUCUGAAAUCUAUUCCAGUUCUGGAAGUGACGUUGCUUCAUCAUCGUCAGCAUCCUCUUCAUCAGCGACUUCCUCAUCAUCCUCGUCGAAGAAGGGUGCAUAUUCAGACUUUGAGAAGAAACUUGGUGAGUUUGUGAAACACCAGAUCGAGUCGGAUUCGUCUUCGGCUUAUGGAGAUGGAUUCAGGAUGGGGAACCAGGCAGUUCUCAAGUAUGGCCUAAGGUCAACUCUGGACCAUAUAAAGAUGACAGGAACCUUUCCUCUAUAGUUUCAUACAUAUAGUCAAAUAAAUCAGUUUUUCCAUUCUCAAGAACCAAUGUGUAAGUCCUCAUAAGUUACGUAGGAAUACCUAUAGAAAUUACAUACCCGACUGCGGGGGCGGAGCCAGCCUUGGACAUUAGGGGGCGGAAGUUAAUGGGAGGUCCGGGCCGGCUGGCCAAAAUAAGCAAUGGGAAUGUUUUUUCCCCAAAUGCAACUGCAUCAAUUGCAUCAAUUUUAUCUGGACACUUGCCUAAUCUCAUAUCCUUGUACUUGAUAAGAGACCAAAUGCAAAUGAAUAUACACAACUGUUCAUUAAA
Tripterygium wilfordii is the source of this 2525-nucleotide messenger RNA. RefSeq names its product protein DA1-related 1. The transcript is spliced from 12 exons. The record is from RefSeq and is a predicted model, not a curated record. Bases 641 to 2215 code for a protein of 524 amino acids. Lineage: Eukaryota; Viridiplantae; Streptophyta; Magnoliopsida; Celastrales; Celastraceae. Gene Ontology annotation, molecular function: ubiquitin binding.